AUGGCGUCUCGUCAAUACAUAUCCAACGAUGUUGGCGAAGCAGCGGGGAAUCGAUCUACCGUCUCGAGGAGUAGCGAGACUCCAACCCAGCAGGACGAUAUUGAAAUGAAGAAGGCCAGAAAGAGGGAACAGGACCGUCUCUGCCAGCGACGAAAGAGAGAAAAGGACCGCGAAAAUCUGCGACGACUCGAAGCUCGACUAAAUGGAUUGCAAAAUCCGGAUGAACCCAAGGUCGUCCUUGACCUAAUCUUACGCCAUGAACAAGACCAGGAGAGACUGAAUCGUCAAGCCGAACGACUGCGUCAGAUCGAAUCUCUCAUCCGAAGUUCCCUGAGCGACAUUGGCAACGAACUAGCAUCUUCAUCCACCCCAAAUGAUAGCGUUGUGGAUGCAAAGCCGGAUGCCAAACCCGCUACCAGCUUGCCAACAGUCCCCAAUCCUCCGACAGAGGUGCCCAUGUACACGACCGUGCAGACCGCUCCUAUGCCGACAGCUACAGUUACUUCGAUGGCCAUGCCCAUCAACAACCCUGCCUUGCUGGCAUCUCAAUACCCCAUGACGAUCCCUCUCAGCAUGCCACCUCAACAAUCACAACCAACCAUGCCAACCAUGCCAGCAAUGCCAUCAUCGCCGCCUGAGAAUCAGGUAAUCAGCACAAUCACAGAUGCCAUGUCUGCAGUCCCAGGCACGGCGGCGGCCUAUACAGACGAAGCAUUCGACCAACACAUCAUCGUCAUGGUCAUGAUCCACGGUUGGGACGCUGUCGCCGCUUAUAUGCAACUCGAUCCGCUGUGGCAACUCUUACGGCAGAUUGAUGGGAAUGCUUGUUCACAAUGGAGGAAGGCGGACCGCAUGGUGGGCUUGCUUUCCUUCCGAAUCAUGAUGAAGGGCNCCGGUAUGCGCGAGCGCUUUGUCUUCGAGGGCCACAAGUACGACAAUGACACCUUCCUCCAGCUCUUCAACUCCAGCACGCGCUUCAUGUGGAAUGCGGACUUCGCCGCCACCUUUGUCCAGAAUGACAAGCAGCUGUUCCAGUUUUCAGAUGAACUGUUCAAGCGCUUCAACAACCUGAGCUGCUGGCGUAUUGAUGCAUCCUUCAUCGCCGUAUAUCCAGAAUUUGCUGGCGAUAUACCCACUUAUAACUCUGUGCCCAAGAAGGUUGAUGACAGAUCUUUUGACGGGGAGUACUACUUUGGUAGUGAUACCAACGCUGGCGUCUCACACAAUGCUUCUGGUACUGCCACCCACCCUGAAGGCCAGUGGGUAUACGACCAUGGAAGAUGGUACAUCGCAGGAACCACCACGGGAGCU
This is a messenger RNA of Aureobasidium musti, 1311 nucleotides long. The record is from the annotation of a GenBank genome assembly. NCBI's taxonomy places the organism in Eukaryota, Fungi, Ascomycota, Dothideomycetes, Dothideales, Saccotheciaceae.